GAUGGAAGUGGAGUGGAUAUUUAUAUCCUAGGUGCUGGCGUUGACCGUCGGCACAGCUGCUUUGGUAUGAAUCAGGUCAUUCCCGGUAAGAUUUUUGGUCCAUAUAAGGAUGGUUAUAACGGUCAUGACACAUAUGUUGCCACACAGGCAGUGGGGCUAGGGUAUGGCCCAGCAACUGGUGCCAAGGUUAUUUUGGUCAAGACUUGUGACGAUGGUGGUGUGGGAUAUCUAUCCAACCUGCUCAGAAGCCUCAGCUGGGCUUUUCAACAAUCCGGCUUUCGUGAACGCCCUUCCAUCAUUGUACUAUCUGCCGGCUUAGUUGGGGACAAUUACUUGGACCAAGUCAUCCAAUCUCUCAUAAACCAUGGGUUGCACAUUGUAAUAGGUGCAGGGGAUCAAAGCAUGAAUGCAGGAGAUUUCAGUCCUCAACGUCUUGCUGGAGUUGACACCAUUGAUGCUAUUGACAACGAUGGCAAUGUCGCAACCUUCUCCAACUGGGGACAUGCCAUCACUGCUUUCUACCUGGGUGUCAGGGUUAAAAGUGCCUGGACCAAUAGCGAGACCGAUUCAAUAGAGCUGAGCAGUACUGACGUGUCAGCUGCAGGGGUUGUGGGGGUGUUAGCCAUCGAGUUAGGUCAACAUGCUCAAAGUCCUGAUGCCCUAACCAAGAACAUGGAGUGA
Messenger RNA from Cantharellus anzutake, 681 nucleotides. Its product is annotated as peptidase S8/S53 domain-containing protein. The transcript has 2 exons. Gene Ontology annotation, molecular function: serine-type endopeptidase activity. The annotation marks the transcript as partial. Lineage: Eukaryota; Fungi; Basidiomycota; Agaricomycetes; Cantharellales; Hydnaceae. Gene Ontology annotation, biological process: proteolysis. The record is from RefSeq and is a predicted model, not a curated record.